AUGAUGUUUGAAAGUGCACUCUCCGAAGAAGUUGCUCGUAAAAUUGAAGUGCCAGAACUAACCCCGGAAAAUUGGAAUAGGCUUUGUGAUAUGUGGUCGAAUCUAGAGCAUAAGAAACGAUGUCAAGUAAACAAGGUCAAUCGAUCUAAACUUAAAUAUAGCCAUUUUAUGGGGUCAAAAGCAUUUGUAGCUGCUCGUGCUGAAAUGGGUGACACAACAUCUGAAGGGAUCGAACCUGAUAGAAUUGAGUUCUACAAAAAUACACAUUACUCAAAUGAAAAAGGCUGGGCAUCUGAAGAAGCUGAGACUAACUAUAACAACAUGAUUGAUUUGAAAGCUCUAUAUACUUCGGGAGAGUCUUCCAUGACUAUUGAUGAAAUUGUGGAUGCUAUACUCGACAAAAAGUCGGGGUACAUAAAAGGUCUCUGUUAUGGUCCAAAACCUAAUACUAAUCGAGCAACACAAAGGAGAACAUCAGAGUUAGAAGACUCCCUUCGAAAGACGAAGGAGGAAGCUGCUAGUGUCCAACUUGGUUUGCAGAAACGAUUGGAUGCAGCUGAAGUUGUUGUAGAAAAUCAGCAGUCUCAGAUAGAAACAUUAACUUCACAAUUAGAUACUCUAUCGGCACGUCAAGAUGAUAUUAUGAAACAGCUGCAACAUUUCAUGAGCUUAUCCUGA
Messenger RNA from Solanum verrucosum, 678 nucleotides. RefSeq lists its product as uncharacterized. The transcript is spliced from 4 exons. Lineage: Eukaryota; Viridiplantae; Streptophyta; Magnoliopsida; Solanales; Solanaceae. The record is from RefSeq and is a predicted model, not a curated record. Bases 1 to 678 code for a protein of 225 amino acids.